GUUGGAGAGUGAACUUGAAGCUACUUUAAACUAUUUACGUGCAUUUCAAAUUUGUUUAUACUCGAAUAGUCAUUAAAAUAUAAUUAAAAUGGCAAAAUUGGCAUUGAUUUUUUUGGCCGUCUUCUGCAUUGCUCAACUUUCUUUCGCAGCUCGUAUAUCCCGUGGAAGUGAAAGCGAAACCACAACUCAAAGUAUAUUAAAUUCAUGGAAAUCUAAUAUCGGUCAAUUCCAAAAAGAUGUAUCAGAAUAUUGGGAUAAAACAGUAACUAAAGAGAAUGCAGCCAAAUUGGCCGAUACAUUUACCACAAAUGCAAAGAAGUUGGGGGAAAAAACGGGUGAACUUUACGAAAAUGUCAAAAAUAAGACAACUGAAUUUGUUUCAAACAUUUCCGAAAAUAAAAACUGAAUGAAGAUGUAAAUUUACUUUUUCUAUUGAAUUAUUUCAAUAAAUUUUUGUGCAAGUAUAAAUAAAACAGUUUGCUAUAGACAUCAUUGAACAAUAA
Messenger RNA from Contarinia nasturtii (swede midge), 503 nucleotides. RefSeq lists its product as uncharacterized. The transcript has 3 exons. NCBI's taxonomy places the organism in Eukaryota, Metazoa, Arthropoda, Insecta, Diptera, Cecidomyiidae. Bases 89 to 406 code for a protein of 105 amino acids. The record is from RefSeq and is a predicted model, not a curated record.